This is a messenger RNA of Penicillium maclennaniae, 1116 nucleotides long. RefSeq names its product FAD-dependent oxidoreductase. The transcript has 3 exons. Bases 1 to 1116 code for a protein of 371 amino acids. The record is from RefSeq and is a predicted model, not a curated record. Lineage: Eukaryota; Fungi; Ascomycota; Eurotiomycetes; Eurotiales; Aspergillaceae. Gene Ontology annotation, molecular function: monooxygenase activity.
AUGGGUGGAGGACCUACCGGCCUCGCAGCUGCCAUCCGCCCAGCUCGACAUAAUAAGCUGAGUCCAGUCAUCUACGAGCUGCGAAACCCAGAAACAGCAGGUAUCGGCGGCUCUCUGGGCAUUCCUGCGGAUGGCGUGCGUGUCCUACACCGACUUGACCUCUGGGACAUGAUCCUCCCGCGCAGCAUCUCAGUCGAGUGCCUGCGGGCCGGCACUCAAAAAUACCAGAUCCCGAUCCACUACGACAAAAAGAUCACUUCUAUCGACCAUCGCGGGGACUCCGUUACAGUGCAAUUUUCCGACGGCACCAGUGACACGGCGUCCCUUCUACUAGGCUGCGAUGGGAUCCAUUCUGCAGUACGCAAGAUGCACGUCGAUCCAGGGGUUACCCCCGUGUGUUCGGGAAUCUCGGCAAUAUCGUCGAUUGUGGACGAUGUGAUAGAUCAAGAUCCCAUGGAAACAGACUGCCUCCAUUCCACAAUCACCCCGCAUGGAAUGCUGGCCACCGCGCCUUGCGCCGCCAAGCAAAUCUUCUGGUUCUUCAGCAAAGAGGUACCUCUGCCGAAAGGGACCUCCUCGGCCGACGUCCGUGAUGGCUGGUUGCUUCACCGCCAGAAAGAAUUGGCACACUGUCGUACUCGUGGACGCCAGCCGGGAUGUGCAUUUCUACCCGCAUUAUCGCCUACCCUGAGGGGGUCGGUGGUUUUGCCAUCGGGUACUCCACAGGGAUCGCCCCGGGUGCUGCUGGUCGGGAACGCAGCGCAUGCCAUUCAACCUCACGCCGGACAGAGCGUCGCUUUAGCGUUGGAGAAUGUAUUGUUGCUGUCGGGAUUGCUGGCCCAGUAUCAAGGCGGUGACUAUACAAACCUCGAGGAGGUUUUUACCCGCUUCGAUCGGCUCCGUCGCCCGCUCAUCCAGCGCAUUGAUGAGGUUGCAUUGCGCAAUGGCAGGAUGCGUCGUAAUCAAUCACCAGGGACUGUGUGGUGCAAGGAGUGGUACAUGUGGAUUAUGCUUCAUGUAAAUUGUUUCUGGGGCAUGUCUAUGUCUGGAGUUUUGAAUGGGGAUGUUCUGUAUGACGUGGAGGAGGAGUUGAAGCAACCAUACCAAGAGGGCUAG